Molecule: messenger RNA, 2453 nt
Organism: Labrus bergylta (ballan wrasse)
Lineage: Eukaryota; Metazoa; Chordata; Actinopteri; Labriformes; Labridae
Source: RefSeq, a predicted model, not a curated record
GGUUGUGUGUAUGUGUGUGAGUGUGCGUGUGUGAGUGUCUGAAUGCGAACAAGUUGACAUUAUUUUUUUACAUUUCGCAAACAUCUUUGAAUUAAGCCUCUGGAAGUAACGGUGAGACGAGGACAAGAACUACAACUACGGAGGCUCCAAUGAACUCGAAAAUUACAAGUUUGCUCCGAAGAGUCUCAGAAAACAAGCCACAUCUACGCAGUUUGACCCAUUUCGGUGUUUCUUCUUCUUUAACACUACGUCCGCUAACAGCUGCUCGUGUUGUAGUUUUUUAUUUAUUUAUUAUUAUUUUUUUGGUGUAGUUUGCAGUUUGCAGUCCAGUAAUAGUCCCGUGUGCCUUUCUUUUAAUGCGUACAGUCGCUCAUGUUAGCUGAUGAAGUUGCAUUGAACGUCACAUUAGACAGUAAUAAACAUUGUAGGGGAUAAGCCAUAAACUACGCAGAAAAGAAAAAAUGCUAAAGACGCUAACGAAGAAGCUCAGAAGACAUUCACUCAAUGAGAUACAUCCUUUUCAACUGAAGAUUUCAUACCAUGGUGGUGGAGAGGGAGGGGAGAGUGAUGACUCAGAGGGGGAGAACCAGGAGCUUGCACAGAUUGACAGAGAGAGACGGAGAAAUUGUGCCCUCACCCCAUUGGCCACCAGCCAGCAGCACAACCAAGGUCCCCUAUCUCCGGCUCGGUUACGACGCCUCCGCCUCCUUUUAGAUGCCAAUCUGGAUCGCCACUCUUCAGAGGAGGAGCUAGAGCGCAUCAGCUGUGGUGACAACAGGAAGUGGGUGUCAGCGCUCCCCCAGCGACACGGCGAUCACCACAGCAGCGCCUCGAGUGACGAGGAGGUGAGGGACCUCUGUGGCUGUGGGUCACCGGCUGCGUCUGCCAGGCCGCUGGUUGAGCCGGUUGCUUGCUUGGCUGCAUCCCCCAGCCCUGUACUCUUCAGCUCCAGUCCACCACGUAGCCUCAAGCCACCCCCCAUGAGGUUUCAGCUGCAGGUGGUCCAGCCAGUUGCACGGCCCAUCAUUUUAACCCACUUUGACCAGUCAGCACCUUACAGAAAGUAUCGGCACAGUUAUGGAGGAGAGCCAGGAAGGCCCAGUCUGGACCUGGAGAAAAUGCAACAGAAAAUGCUGCUGAAAAAGAACUGCGGAGGGAAAACACGGACUAUAAAGAUUCGGAAUCUGACAGGAAGUCGUCCUCCGCCCAGAUACACCUACGAUCCGUCCAUCUUCGCCUUCCGCUCCUUGAGCACAGUGCCCCCCUGCAGCCCCCUCACCCCUUCUGAGGAUCCACCCUGCUCAUAAGAAAAACCACCCACCUGUCAGAUUUUCUUCUCUACCCAUUAUGUCAUUCCUGGACAGCUGCUUUUUUCAUUGUGGCUUCUGCAGCGAGACCGAGAAGUGGCCGUUAAGACUGCUAGAUUAAGACGCUUGUUUGAAGUCUGAACUUUUUGCACACUCAGGUAACCUCCCCCUGACCCUCUCAUCGCUCUCCACUUAAAACAACGGGAACAUUUGGAGGAUAAAAUGGCCUAAACAUUUCUGCAGAUACUUCAGGUUUUGCUUAUGUAUCUCUGAAGUUUGAUCCUGUGAUUGGAGGAAUAAUGGACUCAAAACAAACCUAGGCUGUGGACCAGACGUGGAACAAAAGGGACAAGGCCAACCAGUUUAUUUAAAAUCUGGAUUUACUUCUGGUUUGAUCAAUCUUCAAGGGAAAUAAUGCAUGUAAGACAAUCAAAUGGUUCCAAGGUUUCCUUUGUGAUGUAAUUUUUGGACAUCCUGUAAGGUUCUUGGUAACUUUAUAUUCUAAACAUGGCGAGGCGUCAGAUAUCCUGUUAUCAUUGAGAUAAACGUAAACUCUCUGCUCAAGCUACUACUUUCAAUGUGUCAUUGAAUAUGCAGGUCAUGACUGAGUUAUAACAAACAUGUAUGACAUGUAUGUAGGUGAAUAGUUGACCUUUGAUAAUGUACGUUUCUUAUUGAACUUGUCACUUUUAGUCCAGGUCAAAGUGAAGUACUUGUAUCCUCUUUCCUUGCAUGAAUUCCGCUGUUUUGCAGAAAGAGAGGUAUAUGGAAAUAAGGAAGUAUGAAUAUAGUUUGCUGCACAUUUGGCAAAAGUAACUGGUGCUAUGUUAUGCAUAGCCUUUUUUUGUAGUGUGCCAUUUUUUCCAAUAUUGUACCUCAUUACGUUGUAGGUAGAAGAGGACCACUGGUGUAUUGAAGACAUCCCAGUGCUUUCUUAAGAUCUCUUAAUGCCUUGAAGUCACAUUCCUGUUGUAUCAAAUGAAACUUGAGGGGAGUUUUUCGGCUCCUGUAAUGAGCCCGUCCAAUGAUUAAACAUGAUGUCACCACUGAAACUAAGAUUUUGCCGAAGUGAAUGUAACAUUGUGACAUGUUUUGGUCCAUUGUUGCACAAAAUUAAACAAUAAACGCCCUGUGGCCUCUUGUUUA